AUGUCAAGUUACAGCCAACGUUCGCAUGACGACACUUCGAUUGACUCCUUCCUCCUUUUAGCAGACGCUGGGUGGAAGGAGAUAGUGGAUAGUCUUGUAGAUGAUCACGCCCUGGACUGGUUGACGUUCCGGACUAACGACCACGAAGGGAUCUCCGCCACGUUGACGUUCUGGAGCCAUGCGCGUUCUGUACCUGGGACGAUUGAUCUCGGCGAUGAAGACAGCACCUUCGAACAUGUCAAGGUUCCAAACAUGUGGUCAGGUAGCAAGCGCCUUGAAAUGGCAAAGCUGUUCGAAGCAGUCACUUGCUAUUUGCCUAGUGGUUUGGGAAAAUGUUCCAGUCGACUGUUUCGAAUCGACCUUGUCGAAGAACUUCUGACAGAGGGCCAAGAAUACAUACUCGAUCAAGAUUAUAACGUCCGUUGGACUGACUACGUUCACUUGAAUCGCCAAAUCUUCGCACACCUUCUGACUCGUGCCAUAGAUGUGGUGUGGUCGAAGACGCUCAAUGCGACGAUACUAGCUAUUUUGCAAGACAAGACUUACAAGCCAUCACCGACUCGAUGGGAGACAACACAUAUUCUGAAGGUAGACUUCAUGAGCGAAAGUAUAUCUAUCUCAAAGUGGGCUAAAUGCAAUACACUGGAGGCGAGAACGCAAAUGAUGUUGGAUGUUAUGGAGACCUAUCGUAGAUACUGGAGGAUCCUCUCCCGCACACCGCAACAGGCAAUGGAGUACCAAGGUCUAUCGGAAGUCCAAAAGCUCAUGGCCAACGCAGGCUAUAAACAUUGGCUAUUCAAGCCUUGA
Filobasidium floriforme is the source of this 807-nucleotide messenger RNA. RefSeq lists its product as uncharacterized. The transcript has 5 exons. The coding region runs from base 1 to 807 and encodes 268 amino acids. NCBI's taxonomy places the organism in Eukaryota, Fungi, Basidiomycota, Tremellomycetes, Filobasidiales, Filobasidiaceae. The record is from RefSeq and is a predicted model, not a curated record.